Hippocampus comes (tiger tail seahorse) is the source of this 3064-nucleotide messenger RNA. It is a transcript of the gene add2, whose product is annotated as adducin 2 (beta). Lineage: Eukaryota; Metazoa; Chordata; Actinopteri; Syngnathiformes; Syngnathidae. Bases 195 to 2201 code for a protein of 668 amino acids. The record is from RefSeq and is a predicted model, not a curated record. Gene Ontology annotation, cellular component: cytoskeleton; plasma membrane; postsynaptic density. Gene Ontology annotation, biological process: barbed-end actin filament capping. Gene Ontology annotation, molecular function: actin filament binding. The transcript has 15 exons.
CAUCAUGGUCCACUGACUUGCCAUCGUAUGCUCUGACAAAGAAACGGAGCUGUCGCAAACACAUUUGCAGCUGACCACAUCUGCCUGCUUUGACGUCGUCAUUUGGUGUUCUGCAGCCACACAGUGGAGGCGUCGUGGGAAAGCACUGAGUUGUCCUCGACCAAGCCGGGGUUGUGACACAGCAAGUGGGGAAGAUGAGCAAGUCUCCGACCCCAGUUGAAACCCCAGUGCAGCGGAGCCCCAGCAAUGGGGUCCCCGAAGGCCUCCAGUCACCUCAGCAUUCAACUCCUGGCUCUGGAUCGCAUCUUAAGAAACACAUCUCCAGCCUUCUUCAGAGUCCGUCAUUCAAGGAGGAGCUGGAUGCGCUUAUCCAGGAGCAGAUGAAGAAGGGUGGCAGCUCAUCAAACCUUUGGGCACUCAGGCAAUUGGCUGACUAUAUGGCCUUGCAUGGCUCCCCUGCAACCCUACCAGUCUCCCCAUCUAACAUGAUGAUGGUCACCCCCAUUAAUGACCUCCAAGGCUGGGAUUCUGGCAGCAUGGUGAAAGGGGAACGACUGAUGCGCUGCAAGCUUGCCAGUGUCCAUCGUCUUUUUGAUCUCUAUGGCUGGGCCCAGAUCAGUCACACCUGUCUCACUCUGCGGGUUAGCAAAGAACAGGAACACUUCUUGGUGCUACAAGAUGGUCUGGCCUACAGUGAGGUUACUGGAGCAAGCCUGGUAAAGGUGAAUAUCUUGGGUGAAAUGGUGGAGAAGGGCAAUGCAAACCUUGGUGUGGACAAGGACAAGUUCAGCCUGCACUCAGCCAUCUAUUCAGCCCGACCGGAUGCCCGAUGCCUGCUUCACCUCCACACACCGGCCACAGCAGCAGUGUCAGCUAUGAAAUGUGGCCUACUGCCAUUGUCCCAUGAAGCCCUCCUGGUUGGGGAUGUGGCCUAUUAUGAAUACAAUGGAGUAAUGGAGGUAGAGGAAGACCGUGUGGAGCUUCAGAAGAGCCUUGGGCCCACCUGCAAGGUACUGGUGCUUAGAAAUCACGGCAUAGUGGCCCUGGGGGAGUCUGUGGAGGAGGCCUUCUACGCAAUCUACCACAUUCAGGCUGCCUGUCAAAUCCAGGUAUCAGCAUUGUGCAGUGCCGGCGGUGAACAGAACCUGAUUUUACUUGACCGGACCACCCAUAAACCCAAUCAUGCUGGCACUGUGGGCUGGGCUGGGUCGACCUUUGGCCCAAUGCAAAAGAGCCGCAUCGGAGAACAUGAGUUUGAAGCCUUAAUGAGGACUCUAGAUAAUUUGGGUUACCGUACAGGUUAUGCUUACCGUUUCCCUUUGCUGCUGGAACGAUCACGGUCACAAACACGAAAGGAUAUAGAGGUUCCUGCAACCACCACAGCCUUUCACCAGUUCAAUGAUGAUGGAGUUCCUCUAGGUCUCAAGCAGCACCAUUUUACCCAUCGCCAACAGCAGGAGAGAACUCGAUGGCUCAACACUCCCAAUACCUACCAGAAAGUCAACCAGGAGCAAACCAGUCCUGGACACCAGCGCACCACUUGGAUGAAGACAGAAGAAUUGACACAAGGCGCCAGUACCGCAAUCAAAAUAGAAAACCCAAACCAGUUUGUGCCUCUUUUUACUAACCCUCGGGAAGUCAUCGAGACACGAAACAAGAUCCGUGAGCAGAAUCGUCAAGACAUGAAGACAGCAGGGCCUCAGUCUCAGGUCCUCGCCAGUGUUGUAACGGAUGACAGUCCUCCGUCACCGGUCAUUCCGCCCCAAGAACCACUAGAGCCCGAAACCCCCAACCCCUUUAAUCAGCUGACAGACCAGGAGCUAGAGGACUACCGCAUGGAAGUGCAGAAGAAACGAGACAUUGGGGCCAAUGGGGAGGAGGUGGCAAAUGACUCUUCCCCUGCUAGCUCCCCCACAAAGGGCCCUCUGCCCAAUCACCCCACCCUUUCAGGAGACGCAAAGACGGCUUCAGCAGUCAUACAGAACGAAGGUGAAGAGGAGACGCAGGCUGAAGAGCUCGAGAAAGGGAUAAAGGCUCUUUCAACUAACGACACUUCCACACCUGCUGCUCUGCCUGCCAAACCACAGGGUGGCACACCGGAAGGUUCGCCAUCCAAGUCCCCGUCCAAAAAGAAGAAGAAGUUCAAGCCGCCAUCAUUCCUGAAAAAGAGCAAGAAGCAGAAAGAAAAAGUAGAAACUUGAGUGGAUUAGCGCCAAACCUUAAUGAAAUAUUGCUGUGAAAUAUUUCUUUGCGUAGAAUACAGAAACAGUCGGGUGGUGUUCACUGCAGGUCUUUUCAAAACCAGUCAGUAACAAAGCCAUUUUCCAACCCAGUAAAGACAGAUUUAUUGAUUGUGGGUCACUUCCAACCCACCGCUACUACUAUUCAUCACGCAGGCUUUGUAUUUCUCAUGUAUUUUAUUCACCUACAUUUGUUCAAACCAAUUUUACUGUGACAGAUACAAAUCCCAUUUUGCGUAUUGCCUAAAUCAUUUGUAUUCACCACUCCGAAUCGGUCCCUUAACAUCACGAGAAAAGCACUUCAUUGAUCACAGCAUCUUGUAUUUGUUUAGUUAUAAAUAUCACAUUGAGAUUGCUGGUGCAUAUGUGAGCACAUGUGCAUUACGUCUAGAAACGUGUACUAAUAGCUACUGAUUGUGCUCUGAAAGCUGUUAAUUGUAAAUCUGUCAGACUGUAGAUGUUAUUAUAGCAGGAAUACAACAAAGAUGAACGGCAGGCAAAAAUCAUACUGUCUUGCAAGAAAACAAAAGUGGCUAUAAAAUAUGCUUGUAAUUGCAGCUUAAAGACUCGUAAAUACACUGAAGGCACGAAAACAUUCCACUUUGUCCAUAUUCCUCUUUAUGCGUAUGCGAAAUACCUCCAAACCAUCAAAUAUGCUUUCUGUUUUAAGUCUGUUGGUGAAAAACAAAUGCUGAUGCGAUGUUUAAUCAUGAUUUUGAUUAUUUUAUAUUACAAUGUGUAUGUGAAUGUUGCAAGUCCACCCUAUAUGCAUACAGUAUACAUAUAUAUAUAUACCUGUCAUUAAAGUUUUAUUUCAAAAUCAA